AUGAAUUGCCGGUGGAUAACUGUCUUUCCGUUUGCUGGAAAAUUGUCAAUGGGCAGAAUAUUUCAUAAUACCCGGGUAAAGGAAGCUGCAGGGGACAGGUACGCAGUGUUGGCAGGAAGGUGCUGUCCAGUUUCGAGCAGUGCUGCUGAUCAAAGUGAAAAUGGUGCCGAGAUUUCAAGUUUCCAAAGUCCUGCAGACUCACACCAUGACUGGGUUGGCCCUCCAGAUAGGCUUUCAAACCUAAGACCUAUGAAAUAUUAUGCACCAAAGCUUGAAUCCGAACUGGAGCAGGAACUGAGGAAGUUAAGGAUGGCUACACAAGUCUGGAAUCAGAACUUUUGGUUGAAUCAGAAUGUAACUUUCAACAAGGAGAAAGAGAAGUUCAUACACUCCCGCCUAAAGGCAAAAGGAAUAGGAUUAAGAGAUGAGGAAGGGAGAAAAAAUACUCUCAGUGCAGAAGAGAUGGCUGAAUUUUAUAAGGAUUUUCUUGAUGUAAAUUAUAAUAAACAUGUGAACUAUAAUAAGGAAUGGUACAAGCGUAAUUUUACUAUCACAUGGUUAAUGGGUCGAGUUGUGCUGCAGAAUGCCUGGAGGAAACUGAGAAAGAGGAAGGAAGUCGAACAAUGAAGAUCCUGUUCUAUGAAAAGUUUAAUUGGAUUUAAAUGCUUGGAGUUGAAACUUAAUUUUGUCAUGAGGAUAUUAAGAUCUGGUUAUAAAUUUAGCAUCUUGAAUUAAAGGUAUCCUAAGACAUACACAAUUGUAAUCAAAUUAUGAUGUAUAUUCUGUGUUUAAAGUUAAAUAAAGACAUUGUGUGUUUUCAA
Molecule: messenger RNA, 821 nt
Organism: Chiloscyllium plagiosum (whitespotted bambooshark)
Lineage: Eukaryota; Metazoa; Chordata; Chondrichthyes; Orectolobiformes; Hemiscylliidae
Gene: coa8
Product: cytochrome c oxidase assembly factor 8
Biological process (GO): intrinsic apoptotic signaling pathway
Cellular component (GO): mitochondrion
Source: RefSeq, a predicted model, not a curated record